This is a messenger RNA of Pochonia chlamydosporia 170, 1041 nucleotides long. RefSeq names its product alcohol dehydrogenase. Bases 1 to 1041 code for a protein of 346 amino acids. The transcript has a single exon. NCBI's taxonomy places the organism in Eukaryota, Fungi, Ascomycota, Sordariomycetes, Hypocreales, Clavicipitaceae. Gene Ontology annotation, molecular function: oxidoreductase activity. Gene Ontology annotation, cellular component: mitochondrion. The record is from RefSeq and is a predicted model, not a curated record.
AUGGCGUCCUCAACUCUCCCCAGCACUAUGAAAGUGGUCCAUCAGCCCGAUCCCAACUCAAUUCGUCUUGUCCUCGAGGAGGCGCCUCUACCUGUCAUCUCCCGCCCAGACGAAUGUCUCGUCCGCGUGCAUACUACUACUCCGUGUCCAGGCGAACUCCAUUGGGAGGUCUGGUUCCCGUCCCUCUUUGCGCCUGGCCGCGAGAGAGUUCCUUGCACUGAAGCCGCUGGUGUCAUUGAGAAAAUCGCCGAAAGUGACGAGGGUCGCGCCUCAAACUUCAAAGUCGGCGACGAAGUAUUCUUCCGCGUUGAGCCGUCUCAAACCGGACAUCUUCGCCAGUAUACUCUAGCACGACUUUCACAAAUCGCACAUAAAGCCAAGAACGUCGGGUGGGUAGAAGCCGGAGCGAUGCCAUUGAGCUCUUUAACCGCCUGGCAAGGCGUUUUUCAACACGGAGUCCUAGACGACAAGGCCAUCUUUGGGGACGAGACAGCUCGCAAAAAGAAUGGCAAACUUCGGGUGCUUAUAACGGGAGCUUCGGGUGUAGUGGGCGGCCUGGCAGUGCAGUUUGCAUCUCUCGCUGGAGCUGGCCACAUCGUUGCCGUUGCUGGCGGGAAUGCUAGCGAGCAUGUCAAGAAGCUGGGUGCCACGGAGCUAGUUGACUACAAGAAGCAAAGUGUUUUAGAAUGGGUUACGAUAAGUCCUUCUGAGCGUGAGGUCGACGCUGUUUUUGACUGUGUCGGCGGAUCUACACUUUCGGCAUGCUGGUCCGCCGUCAAGGAAGGCGGUGUUUUGCUGAGCAUCACCGGUGAUCCACAGCAGGCAAAGCCGGAAUCUGUCACCAAGAAGCUUGCGGAGGCGAAGUGGUUCCUUGUUGAGCCGAAUGGUAGCCAACUCGAGGUUAUUUCUAAGCUGCAGGGAGAAGGCAAGUGUGCUACCAAGGUGGAUAGUGUGGUUGACUUGGCAAAUUUCCAAGAAGCGUUUGACAAGGUUGAAAACAAGACUGCCAAUGGGAAGGUGGUCAUUAAAGUACAUGGCUAG